AUGUAUUUUCCAAAUACAACAUGGACAUGGGCAUUCAUGAUUGCCGCAACUCUGCAAGCUGCAGCGGUUUUAGCAAUUGAGUCAUAUGUAUUCGCGAAAUUCCAAACGAGUCUGGUCCAAGGGAAACCAGACAAAGCUCUCGAUCGAACCAUUCCAACCUACCUCACCCUAUUUAUCUUUGGUUUCCUUUAUCAAGUUGUCCUGGUAUACGAUUCGUUACGGCUCAAGAAUACAAUUCAGGUCAUCGGUCUUUGCAUUUAUAAUGGUGGAAUGCUGAUAUACGCCUCCAUUCAAUACGAUCAAAUACAAACAGCAAUUGAAAAAUUGAGUUUAAAUGGUCAUUUGGAUGCGCAUGCUAACGUCUGGCCGGAUGUGCAAGGACUUUUAGUCUCAGUUCCAUGUAUAAUCGCUUUCUUUACCAUCUUGAUGUCAUUCAUAGCUUGGAAACUUUACGACGAAUUUGCCUGGACGAUUUACAAACACAUCAGCGCUGAUUUGCGAAUGAAACGCAGAUUUCUGACCUACCAAAUUUAUAUUGCCUUGUUGAAAUUUGAUUUCUUCUUCUUCUUGGGAUUCACGGUACAAUUUCUUGUUAUCGUAACUGGUGUUCAGGACUUCGAAUUCGGUUUAACAAUAGCCGCCAUUCCCGUCACCAUCUUCAUUCUAUUCAUGGCCGCCUUUUGGACUCGUCGUGAAAAUAAACCAGGAAUGCUCUCGGCAAUCUUCAUCUUCCACUGUGGUCUGGCCUACUUUAUCUUCAAACUUGCCAGAAUGUACCAACCGGCCAAGGCUGCAGACUAUUUGGCGGUUCGUAAAAAUUUGACCAGUUUUGCCGUCAUCACAAUCACUUUGAUCAUCCUGACAAUCGUCAACGCCUCGAUGUGUACGGCAAAUUUCAACAAAGGUCUCAAGCCACACUUGAGGAAACGAAAGAUUGGUGGUGAAGAGGAGAAAAUAGAUCAUAUGACCGAGUUACCAGAUCUCAGUCCGUCCCAAAAACAAUCAAAUCGCAUGACGAUAGACUAA
Molecule: messenger RNA, 1026 nt
Organism: Sclerotinia borealis F-4128
Lineage: Eukaryota; Fungi; Ascomycota; Leotiomycetes; Helotiales; Sclerotiniaceae
Source: the annotation of a GenBank genome assembly